AUGCUGUGCGCACCGAGGCUGUGCGGUGCGGGGACCGCGGCUUCGCAGCUGCUGCGUGCUUGGCGGGGCUGCCUCCUCGCAGCGUGCCGGGCCCGAGGGGUCAGCACCAGCUGGUUCCCGGUGGGCGCCGCCUUCAGUGUCAAACCUCAGGGUCGCCGCCUGGACCUCUUCGGCGAGCGCCUGGGCCUUUUUGGCGUUCCUGAGCUCAGUGCCCCGGAAGGGUUUCGUGUUGCGCAGGAGAAGGCCUUGAGGAAGACGGAGUUGCUGGUGGAGCGAGCAUGCAGGACGCCUCCUGGGCCGCUGACUGUCCUCAUCUUCGACGAGCUCUCGGAUUCCUUGUGCCGAGUGGCCGAUCUGGCUGACUUUGUGAAAAUUGCGCACCCUGAUGCAGCAUUCAGAGAGGCUGCAGACGAAGCAUGUAGAAGCAUCGGCACCGUGGUGGAGAAGCUGAACACAAAUGUGGAACUGUAUCAAAGUUUGCAGAAAUUGUUAGCUGAUAAAAAGCUUGAGGAGUCCCUUGAUCCAGAAACCAGGCGAGUGGCUGAACUGUUUAUGUUUGAUUUUGAAAUUAGUGGAAUCCAUUUAGAUAAAGAAAAGCGGGAAAGAGCAGUGGACCUCAACGUUAAAAUCUUGGAUCUGAGUAGCAUGUUUCUGAUGGGAACCAAUGUCCCAAACAAGAUUGGGAAGCAGCUCCUGCCGGAACACAUCCGCCGCCACUUUAUCACCUACGGGGAGCACGUGGUCAUCGAUGGGCUGCAUGCAGAAGUGCCUGACGACCAGGUGCGAGAAGCUGCUUAUAAAAUUUUUCUUUAUCCCAACGCUGAUCAAUUGAACUGCUUAGAAGAAUUACUCAGAAACAGAGACCUGCUGGCCAAGUUAGUGGGAUAUUCUACGUUCUCCCACAGGGCUCUCCAGGGAACAAUAGCUGGGACUCCAGAGACUGUCAUGCAAUUCCUUGAGAAACUAUCAGACAAGCUUUCUGAAAGAACUUUAAACGAUUUUGAGAUGAUGCGAGGGAUGAAAAUGAAACUAAAUCCCCAAAAUGCUGAACUGAUGCCGUGGGAUCCGCCGUACUACAGCGGUGUGCUUCGUGCGGAGAGGUACAAUAUUGAACCCAGCUUGUACUGCCCGUUUUUCUCCCUCAGUGCAUGCAUGGAAGGUUUGAAUGUUUUGUUUAACCAGCUGCUGGGGAUUUCUUUAUAUGCAGAGCAGACUGCAAAGGGAGAGGUGUGGUGUGACGAUGUGCGGAAACUGGCUGUGGUUCAUGAAGCUGAAGGAUUAUUGGGAUACAUUUACUGUGAUUUUUUCCAGCGAGCAGGCAAACCACAUCAGGAUUGUCAUUUCACCAUCCGAGGAGGCCGGUUAACAGAGAACGGCGACUAUCAGCUCCCGGUCGUUGUUCUCAUGCUGAACCUUCCCCAGUCGGCAGGCAGCUCGCCUACCUUACUGACCCCGGGAAUGAUGGAAAAUCUCUUCCACGAGAUGGGACAUGCCAUGCAUUCCAUGCUGGGCCGCACUCGCUAUCAGCACGUCACUGGGACCAGGUGCCCCACUGACUUUGCAGAGGUGCCUUCCAUCCUGAUGGAAUACUUCGCAAGUGAUUAUCGGGUGGUUAACCAGUUUGCCAGGCACUAUCAGACUGGGCAGCCCCUGCCAAAAAAUAUGGUGUCUCGUCUUUGUGAGUCUAAAAAAGUUUGUGCUGCAGCCGAUAUGCAGCUUCAGGUCUUUUAUGCUACUCUGGAUCAAAUCUAUCACGGGCAGCAUCCCCUGAGGAGGUCAACCACAGACAUUCUUAAGGAAACACAGGAGAAGUUUUACGGCCUGCCCUACGUCCCCAAUACCGCCUGGCAGCUGCGAUUCAGCCACCUCGUAGGCUAUGGUGCCAAGUACUACUCUUACCUGAUGUCUAGAGCCGUGGCUUCCAUGGUUUGGAAAGAAUGUUUCCUGCAGGAUCCUUUUAACAGGGCCAUGGGUGAGCGCUAUCGCCGAGAGAUGCUGGCACACGGAGGCGGCAAGGAGCCUAUGCUCAUGAUUCAAGGUAUGCUCCAGAAGUGCCCUUCCAUCGAUGACUUCGUAGGUGCCCUUGUGUCCGACUUGGACCUGGACUUUGAGACCUUCUUCAUGGAUUCUGAGUAA
Messenger RNA from Elephantulus edwardii (Cape elephant shrew), 2136 nucleotides. It is a transcript of the gene MIPEP, whose product is annotated as mitochondrial intermediate peptidase. Gene Ontology annotation, molecular function: metalloendopeptidase activity. Lineage: Eukaryota; Metazoa; Chordata; Mammalia; Macroscelidea; Macroscelididae. The transcript is spliced from 19 exons. The record is from RefSeq and is a predicted model, not a curated record. The coding region runs from base 1 to 2136 and encodes 711 amino acids. Gene Ontology annotation, biological process: peptide metabolic process. Gene Ontology annotation, cellular component: mitochondrion.